This is a messenger RNA of Biomphalaria glabrata, 1029 nucleotides long. RefSeq names its product tachykinin-like peptides receptor 86C. The record is from RefSeq and is a predicted model, not a curated record. Gene Ontology annotation, cellular component: membrane. Gene Ontology annotation, biological process: G protein-coupled receptor signaling pathway. Lineage: Eukaryota; Metazoa; Mollusca; Gastropoda; Planorbidae. The coding region runs from base 1 to 1029 and encodes 342 amino acids. Gene Ontology annotation, molecular function: G protein-coupled peptide receptor activity. The transcript has a single exon.
AUGGAACUCAAUCACUCCAAUCUUGUGGUCAACCAAUCGACGUCAAGCUAUUCUCCACAACUUUUCCCAUCAUUCCUUUUCAGCCUCGUUAUCAACUCGUGUCUCAGCACGCUCCUGGGAAUCAUGGGAAUGAUAGCUAACGCCAUCAAUAUGGCUGUCUUCAUCAAGCAAGGAUUGAACAGCUCCAUCAACAUCAGCUUCUUCACCAUCGCCAUGUCGGACAUGUUGAGGAUCGUCUGCAUACAGUGGGCGAACAUUUGUUUUAACCCUUACAUUGACAACGCCGGGGCGCCGAUUUACUUCACGGACCUGUAUGGCAUUACUGGGGCGUUGACGUCAGGCUUCGGGUGCCGCGUGACGCUGUGGGUGAUCGUCUACAUAACAGCAGAGCGAUGUCUCUGUAUUCUGUUUCCGCUGACAAUUAAAAAUAUCAUCACUACGACAAGGUCAAGGAUAAUUAUUGUGAUGAUUACUUUCUUUAACUCAUUGACUCUGAUUCCAGAAUAUUCGACCAUGUAUUUGACCUGGAAGUAUAACAAAGACAGAAACAUGACUUUCUUAGGAGUUGCUUUCAACAGCAACAGAGCGCAGACGCAGGGCCUUUCAUUUCUCAUGCACGUCAUUCUUGUCGUCAUCGGCCUGUGCUGUGUGAUCGUACUGACGUCAAUCCUCGUCAUACAUCUUCGACGUCAAACAAAAUGGAGGAUGAAGAACAGCGCAGAGAGCAAGCAGCGCUCCUCCGUGUCGUCACGUGACCGGAAGUCGGAGGUGUUGGUGGUCACCGUGGCCACUUCUAUGGUCAUCUCUUACAUUCCGCUGACCUGCACUUCACUGGUCACCGUGUUUAUGCCAGACUUCUACAUGGGUGGGAAAUAUUACAGUAUAUUCAGAGACACCUGGGCCAUGAUAUUUUUAUUUGGUAUUAUGAACUCGAGUACCACUAUAAUCAUUUAUUAUAAAAUGAACUCGAAAUAUAGAAACACGUUUCAGGAAAUAUUCUGUUCAAAGAUCAAAAACAUUAAAGCAUAA